This is a messenger RNA of Durio zibethinus, 3324 nucleotides long. Its product is annotated as B3 domain-containing transcription repressor VAL2-like. The record is from RefSeq and is a predicted model, not a curated record. Lineage: Eukaryota; Viridiplantae; Streptophyta; Magnoliopsida; Malvales; Malvaceae. Gene Ontology annotation, molecular function: DNA binding; zinc ion binding.
AAAUUUUAAUGAAUAAAAAAAUAAAAUAAAAGGGAGAAAAUUAGAAAAAGAGGGGUUCGCUGAGACUUGAAGUAUCAUCGACAUCGUGCAUGCAAUUUUAUUUUUCCCAAGGACCAAACUCUUUCUCUCUCUUCUCCCUUUGGUUUUCUUUUCUUCUCUCUCUGUUUGCUUUGCUUUGCUUUGCAUGCACAUGAUUUGUUCGCUCUCUCUCACCAUCGCCGAUUCAACUCUUCCCUCAUCGGAACUCACCGUUUGGUCCCUCUUUCUUUGUCGAUUCUCUCCGAUAAGUUCUUUUCAAACGCCGUCAGCUCAAAGUCUUAAAUAGUUCAAAAAAAAUCAACAUGUUUUCCUUUGGCUGUGAUAUUCAACGUCGGUGAAACGGAAGCUUUUUCAUCUUCUUCGAAAGGAAUUAAGGUUGGAGCAUGGCGUCAAAGAAUUGCAUGAAUGGACUGUGCGGCGCGUCCACGUCGAUUGAGUGGAGAAAAGGCUGGACUUUGCGAUCUGGAGAUUUUGCUAAUCUCUGCGAUAAGUGCGGGUCUGCAUAUGAGCAAUCGAUAUUCUGUGAUGUGUUCCACUCAAAGGAUUCUGGGUGGAGGGAAUGCAGUUCAUGUGCCAAGCGUCUUCAUUGUGGAUGUAUUGCUUCAAGGAGCUUGCUUGAGCUUCUUGAUAGUGGGGGCAUCAACUGUGCAAGCUGUGCUAAAACGUCAGGAUUUAACCCUAUGAUUGAAGAUGAAAAACCUAAUGGAUUUGGGUUAGUAAAGGGUGAUGCCGGUCAAUUGCACUCAAUCUCCACAGACAAUCAGUUGAGUGGUGUCAACAUACAAAACCUAAAGCUUAUGCAGUUGAGCAACAAUGCAGAAGGCAUUGGGCUGAGACAAUUGCUUCAGCUUCAAAAUGAUAACUCCGGUGGGUCUUUGGGGCAAAUGAAACAGGAGGAAAUUUUGCCUCCUGCAAGAGAAAUUGGAAGCACAUGCUUGUCAAAUAUUAAUCAAUCAUCUAAUGGAUCUGUUCAUGCUGUGAAACCUACCAUUUGUAAAGCUAAUAUCUUUGAGUCACUGCCACAAACAAACUUGAGUAUUUCUUUGGGUGGUUCAUUAGGGAACCAAGAUGUCUUUCCUGCUUCAGUUGUAGAUGAAAAGGGUAAGAUGUCUUCAGUCUUGCAACAGUCAUCUAAAUCUCGCCAUCUUCUGCCCAAGCCUCCAAAGUCAGUCCUUGCAGCAGGUUUGGAGGUGAAUGCAAGCAUGGUACCCCAGAUACGUGUUGCUAGGCCCCCUGCAGAGGGACGUGGACGGAAUCAACUGCUUCCUCGUUAUUGGCCCAGGAUAACAGACCAAGAAUUACAGCAAAUUUCUGGAGACUCCAAUUCCACUAUUGUUCCACUGUUUGAAAAGGUUCUGAGCGCAAGUGACGCUGGACGGAUUGGUCGUUUAGUUCUGCCAAAAGCUUGUGCCGAAGAAUUUUUUCCCCCCAUAUCUCAACCAGAGGGCCUUCCUCUGAGAAUCCAAGACGUGAAGGGAAAAGAAUGGGUGUUUCAGUUCAGAUUCUGGCCAAAUAACAACAGCAGGAUGUAUGUUUUGGAGGGUGUGACUCCUUGCAUACAGUCUAUGCAGUUGCAAGCUGGAGAUACUGUAACAUUUAGCCGUAUGGAUCCAGAAGGGAAGCUUGUUAUGGGGUUCCGUAAAGCAACAAACACUGCUACUGUGCAGGAAACCCUACCAUCUGCCAUUCCUAAUGGCACUCUUUCAAGUGCAAGUUUCUUUUCGGGUGCUUUUGAGAACCUGCCCAUAAUUAGUGGUUACUCUGGCCUUCUUCAGUCACUGAAGGGAAGCACUGAUCCUCACCUGAAUGCACUGUCCAAACAUUUAAGUUCAGCUAGUGGUGAUAUUAGCUGGCAUAAAUCUGAUAAGCAUGAGGAUAGGACAAGGGAGGGCUUAUUACUACAAUCUAUGAUAGCUCCAGAGAGAAAAAGAACUCGGAACAUUGGAUCCAAAAGCAAGAGGUUGCUGAUUGACAGCCAAGAUGCUUUGGAGCUGAAACUUACUUGGGAAGAGGCACAGGAUUUGCUCCGCCCACCCCCAAGUAUCAAGCCAAGUGUUGUCACGAUUGAGGAUCAUGAUUUUGAAGAAUAUGAAGAACCUCCAGUUUUUGGGAAGAGGAGCAUCUUUGCAGUACGUUCUACUGGGGGACAAGAGCAAUGGGCUCAGUGUGAUAGUUGUUCUAAAUGGAGAAGGUUGCCUGUUGAUGAUCUUCUUCCACCUAAGUGGACAUGUGCAGACAACAACUGGGAUCAAAGCAGGUCUUCAUGUUCUGCACCAGAUGAACUCACCCCAAGAGAGCUAGAAAAUCUCCUUAAACUAAAUAAAGAUUUCAAGAAAAGGAGAAUAGUAGCGUUCCAUAGGCCAUCCCAGGAGCAUGAAUCAUCUGGUUUGGAUGCUUUGGCUAAUGCUGCAAUCCUCGGAGACAAUGUAGAUAGUUUAGGUAAUACGACAGUGGCAACUACAACUAAACACCCAAGGCAUCGACCUGGUUGCUCUUGCAUUGUGUGCAUCCAGCCUCCUAGUGGGAAGGGAAAACAUAAGCCCACAUGCACAUGUAAUGUGUGCAUGACAGUUAAACGUCGAUUUAAAACCCUCAUGAUGCGCAAGAAAAAGCGUCAGUCAGAGCGUGAAGCAGAGAUUGCUCAGAGGAAUCAGCAUGCAUGGGGCGCCAAAGAAGAAGCAGAAGUAGACAGCAGCUCUAAACAUGCACCUUCACACCUCAAUCCUUCUGAGAAUGAAGCAAGGACAGUUAAUGAGCUAGAACCCAAGGGCCAGAGCAACAAUCUGGCCCCCAAAUUGGUUGAAGCUAACAAGGGACAGAUAGACUUGAACUGCGAUCCUGAUCGUGAGGAGGAUUUGCAAUUAGGUUCCACCUGUCCGAGCAUGAUGAAUCUUCUCCAAGUAGCAAGCCUUCCAUUGGAGACUUACUUGAAGGAGAAUGGUCUUACAAGUUUGGUAUCUGACCAGGAAACAAACUCGGUAUCACAUGCUCCACCACAGACCGUCAAUGCCGGGAGUGAGGCACAAGAUAAUAGCUGUUUCCCUUCUGGUACUGAAGAGCGCGAGAGUAGGGACGAAGAAAAUGGUGAAACUGGAUCAGAUAACGAGAACGAUGCUUAAUGAACUUCCUCUUCCUUUGUUUUUUUAUGUUCUUUUUAACCCGUUGCUUUUCUUACAAUUUUUACUCAAAGAAGACCCACAGACAUGGCUGGUCAUUAUUACAUGACAUGUAUACAACAAAUACAAUGAAAUAUCUAGAAUAUAUCUAGGUUCCAGAGCCUGCCCU